AUGCAUAUCAAUCGUGGAUUUACAAACGAGGGUGACAGAAUUAUGGAUUACUUGGAACAUGGCAUUUUUGAUGCACUGCAGAAGCAAUACCUGCGAAGAUUCAUAUUCGCUAUAUACUUGGAUAGCAAAGAUCCCAACAACAUCAUUGAGGCAUAUACCUUCAACUUUGAUUAUUAUACAAUAGCAGGAAGCAACGUCACUGUGCCAAUCAUGUCUUUGGGAGACCAGCUUUCAAAUAUGUCUCUAAAGGUCACUUCAAAAUCAGCUGAUCCAUUGACUGAAGCUAUCAAGGGAGGGAAGGUUCCCACACUUGGUGAAGUAAAGAAGAGUUUAAAAACUUUAGUCACAACGAUUGCAUCAAUGGAGUCCUUACCUAAGUGCCGCUAUGGAAAUUUCAAGCUUUUUUUCAACGAGAAUACUCCUGACGAUUAUCAACCUAAGUAUUUCCAUGCUGGCGACGUUAACAAGGAUAAAUGGUUUUUUACAACACAUCGUCGCAACGAGAUACCCGAGAAGUGUAGUGUCGGGGAUUUGCAAACAGGAUGGCAUGGCGUCAACUUGAAAGUAGUCUCCGUGUCCUCAUACUUGCCUUCUUCUACUUCUAUUGAAGAUAACAAUGUUUUGUUUACUGGAGUCACUUCCCAGUCGGCCCCACGGCUCACACCUGUCGAAGAGGCUGAGAUUAGAGCUCAGGAUGCAAAGCUACAAAUGAAGGAUGCUCUUGAACGCAACAUCGUUUGGGACGCGGAUGACGGGGAGGUAGACGCUGAAGGAGAGGAAGUGGGCGAUGAUUUGAUAGUGCUAAAUAGGAUCACCAAUGGUAUAUCCAUGGUACCUAUUGGCCUGCGAACUGAGUGCGGAGAAAUUGCACCAUUGGAUACUGGUAUCAAUCUCUCAUCUGGUCCAGUACAAGCGGAAGUGCAAUUUAGUGGCCGGAUAGAACAUACACCCCGGCAUGUGGGUGAACUAAAGUCCAAGUUGUCUGGAAUGGAAAUAGAACAGACUCAAUUAAUUUCGCCCAUUGUUACACAAAAACCCACCUUUCGCUCAGGCAGCCCAAUGGAUCGUUCAAUUGGUAGAUCGUUACCACCUUCGGAUAUGGCUGAGUUUCGCAAUGCAGAGAUGCUAGAUAUGGAGACGCAGGUUGUACCUGAUCUAGACCCCAUCGAACCUUUUGAAAGUCAAGAUAACGCAAUGGAUGAAAUCACACCUGAACCGGAACUAAAAUCGCUUAGAAAGAGAAAAGCAGAACCGGGGGUUUCUAGAAUUCUUCGGAUUAAUUAUUUUUCACGUAGAUGGAAGAUGACGGGUGUUGCUUCUGUGAAGCACCUCUUUUCACCCUUAAAAUCCGAUGCCAUCAGGUGUUUAGGGUAUCACUCCCCGGAUGAUGUGCGCCUCCCAUCUCAAUUUGUUUGUUUUGACUGUCGCCUACGUGCGGGUCGAGACUGGGAUAUCAUCGCCGGCAAACUACAUACCGACAUGAUCACGCGAUACAAGGACAUCGCCCUCUUCAGGAGGGCUAUCAAAACAUUUGAAGUGUAUAAACCUGUGACAGCCUUACAAUUCAGGGAGCGUAUUGGAUGUGACCCGGGCCUCGCCAGUCAGUUGCUAACAAGGUUGGAAGUAGAAGGUUUCGUAGCGACGGAAUUGAUAAUCAAGGAUGCCAUCGGUUUCACGGCCACACGUUCACGUGCCAAAAAGACUAAACAAACUCCAAGGAGCAAGCCGCCGAAGAAAGAGCUGCAAAAAACUAGAUAUGCGUUCGUUCAUACUUCGAAGAAGAGCCAAGCGUAUUCGAAUUACUUCGAUCCACGCCCUGAAAUUGAGAAUUGGUUGAUGGGUUUAACACAGGCGCACAAGGCAGGAGGACCAGAUAAAAACGCGGAGAGAAACAGUACAUGUUUUGGUAUCAAUACAUCUGAACGCGAAUCCUUUACUGCAUCACCUCGAGCCAAUGGUAUAGACUCGCAGACACAAGAGGAAACGCAGGACUUCCUGGCCUUGACCGUUACGCGUAAAUCUGAGGUAGAGCUCAGACGAAAGAUAGUCAUGGCAGCAUCAGGGAAGGCAAAAAGGAUCAAGGUCUCCCUCGGCUCUGGUGUCGAUCUAUGCGACUAG
Serpula lacrymans var. lacrymans S7.9 is the source of this 2118-nucleotide messenger RNA. RefSeq lists its product as uncharacterized. The transcript has 19 exons. NCBI's taxonomy places the organism in Eukaryota, Fungi, Basidiomycota, Agaricomycetes, Boletales, Serpulaceae. Gene Ontology annotation, biological process: synaptonemal complex assembly; meiotic recombination checkpoint signaling. The record is from RefSeq and is a predicted model, not a curated record. Gene Ontology annotation, cellular component: nucleus. Bases 1 to 2118 code for a protein of 705 amino acids.